CAAGAGCAAGAACCCCAAACUAAACCAUGCGUGCAAAAGUAAAAUCGAGCAACGGUACGGUACGAAUGAUACAAUGGUUGUCCAGUGUCGAGUGGUCUAUUUGGUUGCAAUUUUACUCUAUUGUUUAUUUUUACAAAUUAAAUCUCGUGAAGUUACUAACAAACCAAAUAUUGUACUUUUAAUGGCUGACGAUCUUGGGUAUGGUGAUCUGUCUUCCUACGGGCAUCCUACACAAGAAUAUGGUGCUAUCGAUACUCUUGCAGCCGAGGGCAUUCGUUUCACACAGUGGUUAACCGCAAGUUCCCUCUGCACGCCGAGCAGGGCGGCUCUUGGAUGAAUGAGUUUCACAAUGAUGAUGGCCGUCAUCUUCCUAUUCACCAUGGAUUUGACACCGUGGGCUACAACAUACCCUUUACAAACCACUGGCAGUGUGAUGAUACUGGUGUACAUCUAGAGCAUCCACUGCGUUCAAUAUGUUUUUUGUACUAUAACACGACAAUAGUUCAACAACCUGUGAAACUACAACAGUUGACAUCCUUGCUGGUAUUAGAUGCAAAAGCCUUCAUCCAUGAAAAUCAAGAUCACCCUUUUUUCUUCUAUUUCUCGUUCAUUAAUGUCCAUGAUGCAAUGUUUGCUGGUGACAAAUUCAAAGGAAAAUCAAAACGAGGUAUAUACGGAGACUGUGUAAAUGAUAUGAGUUGGGCUGUUGGGGAGGUCAUUGACACAUUAAAACAGUUAAGUCUUGAGAAUAAUACUCUCGUGCUGUUUACCUCAGACCACGGACCACACACAGAACUCUGCAAUGAGGGAGGGGUAGCAGGUUCAUUCAAAGGUGGCAAAGGCUCAACAUGGGAAGGAGGAUUUCGAGUUCCAGGCAUUGCAUGGUGGCCUGGGACAAUAAAGCCUGGUCAAACAUCAACUGCAGUUAUAAGCAGUCUGGACCUAUAUCCCACAAUUCUUGAUAUGAUCAAUGGCAGCGUAUCUGAUGAUGUAACCUACGAUGGACAGAGUGUAAAAGAUGCCAUAUUGGAAAAUACCGACACAGGUACAAGGGUGUUAUUCUAUUAUUGCAGUGAUAGAUUGAAUGCUGUACGAUAUGGGCCGUAUAAAUUUCAUUUUUUUACGUGCGAAGAAUAUAACCCUGCCAUUCACAAGGUUUGCAAACAUGGAGUACCUCAAGAAAACUUCUAUCAAUGCUUACCAUGCGAUGGUAAGAGUAUCAAAGUUCAUGACCCACCAAUCAUGUUCAACGUUGAACAGGAUCCAAGUGAACUCUAUCCGCUAGAUAUUAAUCGUCACAGUGAUAUUCUGGAGAAAGUGGUAGAGGCGCUUCUGAGCCACAAGGAGACACUAACCGUGCGACCUUCAUUACUCGUGACCUCUAUACCUAGUCUGCAUCCUUGCUGUAACCCACCUUAUUGCACGUGUGAUAAGACCAAACUUAGCUGGCAGACUUGUGAUGCAAAGCAAUAAAUUUAUAUAAAGUUCUAUUAAAUUAUAUAUAUCAUUAUAUAAUUUAUAUUUAUUCACGAUUACUUUGCCUACACAAUUCGUAAAGAAAUAUUUUUUUUUAAGUUGGUUUGAACAACUUUACUACAGAGUAGUCAAUGAAGAUUGAUGAAAUUUCAUUGCUGAAAGCUCUGUAAUUGCUUGCAAUAAUUCUUACUUUAGUUUAUAUAUUUUUGUUCUUAUUGGAAAUCAUACAUUUUUGCCAAAAGCAUGUCUAAUUGUUAGCCAGUACGAAAAAAGGAACAUUGAGGUACCAUUUUAUUUUUACAACUAAAACUUUUCAUGUUUUUUAUAUAAAUUUUUAAGAAUUUUAAAUAUAUAUAAUAUAUUGUUUUAACAAAAAUUUCAAUGUAUACACAAUUUGGCCGUGAGACUAA
This is a messenger RNA of Anneissia japonica, 1886 nucleotides long. RefSeq names its product arylsulfatase-like. The record is from RefSeq and is a predicted model, not a curated record. Gene Ontology annotation, molecular function: arylsulfatase activity. NCBI's taxonomy places the organism in Eukaryota, Metazoa, Echinodermata, Crinoidea, Comatulida, Comatulidae.